CCGAUGAGUUUCCCUUCGGUUUGGAAUCCUUUGCUUCUAUUUUUGUUAGAAUCAUCUGUAGCAAUGGCGUCAAUCGCUUCUGUCAAUCAGUUUCCUUGUGUGAACUUCAGGAAUUCGUCGCAGUGUUCGAAAUUGGUGGCGUGUGCUGCUGUUUCACCGGUUAAUCGGGUUGAUUUUCCGGUAGUUUCGAUAAGGAAAGGUAGGGAUUCGCGGCAGAGUUUCGUUUUUAGGGCGGUGAGCGACGACGAGUGGGGUGUCGAGAAGGAGCCUGCGGGUCCGCCAGGAGUGGCUGUGGUGGAGGAGAAACCGUCGGAAAUUGAUGUAUUGAAGAAACAGUUGGUGGACUCUUUCUAUGGAACGAACAGAGGAUUGACUGCCUCUAGCGAAACUAGGGCGGAGAUUGUGGAGCUCAUCACUCAGCUGGAGGCUAAAAAUCCAACCCCUGCUCCGACCGAGGCUUUGUCUUUACUCAACGGGAAAUGGAUCCUUGUGUACACAACAUUUAGUGGUUUGUUUCCUCUGUUAUCACGGAGUGCAAAUCUGCCACUGGUGAAGGUUGAGGAGAUAUCACAGACCAUCGACUCCGAGAAUUUCACCGUACAAAACUCUGUCCAGUUUGCUGGGCCAGGGGCAACCACUUCAAUCACUACAAAUGCUAAAUUUGAAGUGAGGAGUCCAAAGCGAGUGCAGCUCAAGUUUGAAGAAGGCAUCAUUGGGACACCCCAGCUGACAGAUUCAAUCGAAUUGCCAGAAAAUGUCGAAUUUCUUGGGCAAAAAAUUGAUCUCACACCAGUCAAAGGUUUGCUCACCUCUGUACAAGACACAGCUUCUUCCGUGGCAAGAACCCUUUCCAACCAACCACCCCUUAAAUUCUCCGUCUCUAAUAGAAAUGUUGAGUCGUGGCUGCUGACCACAUUCCUCGACAAUGACCUUAGAAUUUCAAGAGGAGAUGGAGGCAGCAUAUUUGUGCUCAUCAAGGAAGGCAACCUCCUCCUCAACCCUUAAAAAUAGUUGAGAGAGAUCCAACCUUGUUUAUAUAUAUAUAGUGUGUAUUAGUUUCCUCUCUCUUUUGCACUUGUAAAACGAUCGAAAUAAUGCGUGUUUGUCACAGAACAUAAAAUGCAGAAAUAACAAGGAUUGGAUUCGAGUUGCUGUA
This is a messenger RNA of Andrographis paniculata, 1156 nucleotides long. Its product is annotated as light-induced protein, chloroplastic-like. The transcript has 3 exons. Bases 4 to 1005 code for a protein of 333 amino acids. The record is from RefSeq and is a predicted model, not a curated record. NCBI's taxonomy places the organism in Eukaryota, Viridiplantae, Streptophyta, Magnoliopsida, Lamiales, Acanthaceae.